Messenger RNA from Rattus rattus (black rat), 438 nucleotides. RefSeq names its product keratin-associated protein 4-12-like. Gene Ontology annotation, cellular component: keratin filament. The record is from RefSeq and is a predicted model, not a curated record. Lineage: Eukaryota; Metazoa; Chordata; Mammalia; Rodentia; Muridae. Bases 1 to 438 code for a protein of 145 amino acids. The transcript has 2 exons.
AUGGUCAGCUCCUGUUGUGGCUCUGUCUGUUCUGAGGAGGGCUGUGGCCAAGGCUGCUGCCAGCCCAGCUGCUGUCAGACCACCUGCUGUAGGACCACCUGCUGCCGUCCCAGCUGUUGUGUGUCCAGCUGUUGCAGGCCCAGCUGCUGUGUGUCCAGCUGUUGCAGGCCCAGCUGCUGUGUGUCCAGCUGUUGCAGGCCCAGCUGCUGUGUGUCCAGCUGUUGCAGGCCCAGCUGCUGUGUGUCCAGCUGCUGCAGGCCCCAGUGUUGUCAGUCUGUAUGCUGCCAGCCCACCUGCUGCCGCCCCAGCUGCUGUCGCCCUUGCUGCUGUCUGAGACCAGUCUGUGGUCAGGUCUGCUGCCAAAGCACCUGCUACCGCCCCACCUGUGUCAUCUCCACCUGCCCCCGCCCCAUGUGCUGUGCCACCCCCUGCUGCUAA